AUGCGGUCCAGUGGGAGAACGCUCUUGUUAUCUGGUUUGGUGGCACUGGUUUCGCAAGCCGCUGCGCAGGUUGCAAGCGUUUGCCCGUCGACUGGUGUGUGCUUCAAGCUGAAUAUUCCUGAAAGCACAACUUCGUCAGGCAGUGGAGAUAUUUUCUUCCAGAUCUCUGCACCGAGCACUUACUCAUGGGUUGCUCUCGGCCAGGGACGGGCUAUGUCCGGCUCCAACAUGUUUGUUAUCUACACAUCAGCAGAUGGAAACAACGUAACACUAUCGCCUCGAUCAGCUAGCGGAUACAACAUGCCUACCCUCAACAGCGCGGCGCAGGUUGAGCUUCUUGAAGGAUCCAGCGUGUCCAAUGGCGUCAUGACUGCCAAUGUCAAAUGCUCCAAUUGCAACAGCUGGUCGGGCGGCACUGCAGACUUCACGGCCUCAAGUGGAAACUGGAUUUAUGCAUAUCUGGCAUCAGGCGGCGCUUUGAACACCGAUGACCAGUCAGCUUCGAUCCGCCAGCACAGCCAGUACGACUCUUUCUCGUGGGACUAUGCUAAUGCAAAGGGGGGAAGCAGUGUCAAUCCACUCGUGAAUGCCGCGCCUGCCGGGACUGGAACUGCCACUGGCACCGGCGGCGGAUCCGGCAGUUCUGCCACCUCAAGUUGUAUUCCACGACAAGGUGCACAGGCUACAGGGGAAUCGGGAUCAGGGACUACUACUGCUGCCAGUCCUACACAGACUUUAGGUGACGAUGGUGAUGAUGACAACACUCAACGGGGACGUCCGACCUGGGCCACUGCUCGGCCAAGUUCAUGGCCCACGGGCCGCCCAUGGGACAAUGACGAUGACGGCACUCCGGGUAGAUUCGUUAAGCGACAAAACCUCCCAUACUGUGACGAAGUCAGCUCCGGUGAUGGCUUCACCUCGAUCGGUUCAGGUGGCGGCGGCCCUUCGGAGCGACGCACUAUGCUCAUCGCACACGGCGUUCUCGCUUCUCUCGCCUUCGUCAUUCUCUUCCCAGCAGGCGCCAUUGCCAUUCGCCUCGCUUCUUUCCCCGGUGUUGUUUGGGUUCAUGCGAUCUUCCAGGUCUUUGCCUACCUGGUCUACAUUGCUGCCUUCGGGUUGGGCGUGUAUCUAGCGCUAGAGAUGGAGAUGAUAGACCAUCACCACCCUAUCAUCGGCGUAGUCGUCCUUAUCUGCAUCUUCUUGCAGCCCUUCUUCGGCUACCUCCACCACGUACUCUUCAAGAAGUACCAAAGCCGCACGUUCUGGUCGUACGUGCACAUCUGGCUUGGCCGUGCUGCCGUGACACUCGGUAUCAUCAACGGUGGUCUCGGUCUCCAGUGGGCAGACUCUAUGAAUAUGAGCUCACGAGGUGGCAUCAUCGCGUACGCAGUCAUUGCAGCUUUUGUGUGGCUGGUCUGGGUUGCGGCAAUGGUUAUUGGCGAGAGGAGAAGGACCAGGAAUAUGAAGGAUGCGCCACCCAAGUAUGAGGACGGCCAUCGCCGCGGCUCACAACGCAGGCACGGAUCCAGGGGUGACGAUACCGAUUCGUCUGACGAUAUCCGACUUGUGCAGUCGAGGAUGCAUGGACAUUAUGCGCCAAAGCGUCAGUAG
This is a messenger RNA of Boeremia exigua, 1611 nucleotides long. RefSeq lists its product as uncharacterized. The transcript has 3 exons. The record is from RefSeq and is a predicted model, not a curated record. NCBI's taxonomy places the organism in Eukaryota, Fungi, Ascomycota, Dothideomycetes, Pleosporales, Didymellaceae. Bases 1 to 1611 code for a protein of 536 amino acids.